This is a messenger RNA of Stegastes partitus (bicolor damselfish), 2554 nucleotides long. Its product is annotated as transmembrane protein 100-like. The transcript has 2 exons. Bases 175 to 636 code for a protein of 153 amino acids. The record is from RefSeq and is a predicted model, not a curated record. Gene Ontology annotation, cellular component: plasma membrane. NCBI's taxonomy places the organism in Eukaryota, Metazoa, Chordata, Actinopteri, Pomacentridae. Gene Ontology annotation, biological process: cellular response to BMP stimulus.
GUUGAGGACGGAGGAGGUUCAGAUCAAAGCUGCAGAAAACACCGAGACGCUGGGCGGAGAUGGAGAUGUGCUGCUGUCGGUGAGUUGAAUCCGUCACAGCGCUGAGUCGACCUGCAGAUGGACGCUGGAGCAGCUGAAACCUGCUGCUCUCUGAUUGGCUGAUCCCACGUCAUCAUGGCUCACCUGUUCCUCGCCAGUAAGAUGCCGGACGACCUCCACGGAAAAGGCGGCGGCCGGAUCCCGAGAAGCGCCAUGAAGGUUCCGAUCUCCUCCGAGAAGCUGAUCCGGGACAAACCCAGGAAGGACCUUGGCGUCGUCGUGACGACGCGAGUCCCGCACGUCAACGAGGUCCAGCUGACGGCGGCAACUGGCGGCGCCGAAAUGUCCUGCUACCGCUGCACGGUGCCGUUCGGCGUGGUGGUCCUGAUCGCCGGCGUGGUGGUGACGGCGGUCGCCUACACCUUCAACUCCCACGGAUCCACCAUCUCGGUCCUGGGCCUGGUCCUGCUGUCGGCCGGACUGGGCCUGCUGGGCUCCAGCGCCAUCUGCUGGAGGGUCCGUCUGAGGAGGAAGAAGGACAAACGACGGGAGAGCCGGACGGCCCUGAUGGCCAGCGAGGGGGACUGCAUCGCCUGAGGACGCUGCUGGAGAUUCCUCAGAGCCUGAACCUGAACAUGAAUUCUUCUGGUUUAAAAACUAGAAACCAGCGACUCUCUGCACAGGAGGAGGCAGAGAACAGUUGUGGAGACGUUAAACUUUUCACUGCAAGUGACGAAGGACACACAAAGUCCUGAGACGAUCAGCACCGACGUUCCAACAGAUCUUCUCCAGUUGGGUUUUGGACUGCUGGUCGGACACGUGAAGACGUUCAAAGGAGGAACUCUGGUUCUGUGAUUUAAAAGCAGAACAGAUGGAUCCCUGACGGAUCAUUUACAGUCUGUUGUGGAGCUUCAGAGGAACGAUUUGACUUAAUUUCUCUGACGUUAAUCAUAAAUCUGUUUUAUUCUGAGCAUCAGAUCACAGCAGAGUUUGUGUUGUGAUCCUCCAACAAGUUUAAACAAUCCGCUGAUGCAUCAAACUGCAUCCAGAUAUGAUGAGAUGUUUUAAAUGUUUAAUGUACAGAAUCAGACUAAACGCUGCUAAUGAGCUAUAAACGACAUUUUAAAGGUACUCCGUAGUUGAUGAACAGUCGGUCGGUCUGUUUGUGACGGAUUCAGUUCUCCUCAGGAUGGAAAUACUCGAUUUCAACUCUGGUUUUCUGGCGAGCAUAAAAACUUCUCCUCUGAUGUCGGGUUCAAACUCAGAGCAGGUCAUUAGAAACUCCUGAUGGACACGUGUUGGUCCAAACAUCAGGAAGAAGCAGCCAGAGGCACAUCUCCAUUUCAAAUUAAAUGUCCAACAUCAUCAAAUGAUGAAGAGAAUCUGAACGUUUGUUGAAGCCACUGUGAGUUAUUAACAUUCUGACAUGACUGGGAUCUAAAAAGUCUCCUUAAGUUUGGUUCUUGGGAUCAAGAUUCAUCAUUUUGUUUUCAAUCAAAUUCAUACAAAUUAAUCAGCAAAUCAGACGAGACCAACGGGAACCAUGACUGACUGAACAACCGACAGACUUUAACAUCUUGUGUCCAACAUCAUCUCUUUUCAUGUAAGUCUGCCCCCUGGUGUCCAACAAAAGGAAAUGCAUUUCAGUGUGUUCUGCAGACGCAUUAGAGAUCAGAUCAAGUUCUGGUUGAACUGUAUUCAAACUCAAGCGCAUCUUGCAGCAAUUUGCAUCUUUUCUUGAUGGUUUUGCGUCUCUGUUGGCACUGUGUCUCUUUAUGGACAUUUUUUUGUCUCUUUGUGGACAUUUUUUGUCUCUUUAUGGACCUUUUUUGUCUCUUUGUGGACGUUAUUUUUGUCUUUUCAUGGUGGUUUUCUGUGCUGUUCGUUCAUUUGAGCAUCUUUUUGUGGCCAUUUUGAGUCUUUUAGGAUUUUCUACAUCAAUGAAAACAUCGCACUGGGAGCACACCAGCUAUUUCACAUGUAGUUAUGUUAAUUUUGUACGUUUUUGUAUUGUUUUGCACCUCUUUGCAGAUUUCUUUCUGUCUUUUAGUCCCGUUGUGUGGCUUUAUAGCAUUCAUUUGUAAUAAUGGAUUAAUCCUGAAAGGCUGCUGAUGCAGAACUUUACUCUUUAUGAAAGUACCGUCAGAGAGUUUCGUUGGAUGAGAGCUCAGAACACUUAAAAUAUGAAUUUGCGACAAACUUGCAGCUUAAAAUGAAGUUAAAAUCAUGUGUUUGCUGUAAGUGUUCCACUAAGUUCACUUAAACGUCCAUUGACAAUUCGCCACAAAUCUAAAGUGAGAGCGUGUCGAGCAGCAGUCUGAACCCAACGUCAGGUGACUGAACACCUGAGCAGCUCACAAACAGGCCGACCUCUGAUUUGCAUGUUCCUCUGUAUGUUUAGUGCACUAAGAUCCACACGUCAUGUAUCCCACUGUAUUAUUUGCUCUGUCGGCUCCGACUUAUUUAUUCUGUGCCAUAUAACAAACUUAUUAAAGUCAAGAUCCCACAAAUGCCA